ACAAGCUCAGUAGCGACUCCGACUCCAGCAGUAUGUCUGACAAACGGGAGUCCAGACACGAACUGUCUCAGCGGGUCCCGGAGUCCUUCAGGGAUAAUCCCAAGGCAGAACUGGGACUUUGUGGAUGGAUUUUGGUGGCUGUCUCGUUCUUUUUCGUACUUAUAACCUUCCCAAUAUCAAUAUGGAUUUGCAUAAAGAUUGUAAAAGAAUAUGAAAGAGUCAUCAUCUUUAGACUGGGUCGCAUUUUGCAAGGAGGCGCCAAAGGACCUGGUUUGUUUUUUAUCCUGCCAUGCACUGACAGCUUCAUCAAGGUGGACAUGAGGACCAUCUCCUUCGAUAUUCCUCCGCAGGAGGUCCUCACUAAGGACUCGGUGACCAUCAGUGUGGAUGGUGUGGUCUAUUACCGUGUUCAGAACGCAACCCUGGCCGUGGCGAAUAUCACCAAUGCAGAUUCAGCAACCCGUCUUUUGGCACAAACUACCCUCAGGAAUGCACUGGGCACGAAGAACCUCUCUCAAAUCCUCUCUGACAGAGAAGAGAUUGCACACCACAUGCAGAGUACGCUGGAUGAUGCCACUGAUGACUGGGGAAUAAAGGUGGAGCGUGUGGAGAUUAAGGAUGUGAAGCUGCCAGUACAGCUCCAGAGAGCCAUGGCUGCAGAGGCAGAAGCUGCCCGGGAAGCUAGGGCCAAGGUGAUUGCAGCUGAAGGGGAAAUGAAUGCAUCCCGAGCUCUGAAAGAAGCGUCCAUUGUUAUCACCGAGUCUCCCGCUGCCCUUCAGCUCCGGUACCUUCAGACCCUGACCACUAUCGCUGCAGAGAAAAACUCCACCAUUGUCUUCCCUCUGCCCAUCGACCUGUUGCAGGGCAUCAUGAGUUCUAAUAACUGAGCUGUCCAGGUCUAUGGAGAGCUGUGCUGAAUGCUUCCCAGGGUAAAAUGGGGACAAAAUUAGCCUUUAACUCACGGGGAGAUUAGCUGAAAGCUUGACUGUCCACCUCCUUCUCCUUUCCUGUAUGUACAAUAGAGGGGCUCUUAGAAGGGAUGAGAGUCAUAAAAGCAGAUGAGAGGGCACUUGCUUAGCAUGCUCGGGGCUCUGGACUUAAUCCUCAGCUCCAAAACAGAGACAUAUUGGCUUGUAAAUAGCGGGAGAAAGAGAUGGCUGAUUUGUGUACAAUACUCUACUCCUUAUGUCUUUAUUCCGAAGUAGGUUGAGGCCAUCUUUUGUCUUCCUUUAACUUGUUCUGAACCAAGAGCAAGCAAGCAAGUCAAGGCUAGGGACACAGCCUGGACAUGCCACCUGAGCCAGGUAAAUGCUCUAUGACACUGAAGAGUUGUGCCACCCACUUCUCUGGCUGUCUGUGCCUUCCCUUCAGGGCAUCUUUUGGAUUGUUUUGUUUUGAGGCGGGGUUUCAAGGCUGUCUGGGUCUUGAAUUCAGAGAUCCCCUUGCCUCUGCUUCCAGAGUGCUGGGAUUUAAGACGUGUACCACCACCGCCUCAACCUUCAGGGAAUCUUAAGGAAGGAUAUUUCCCCAAAGUCCAUCUACCCACCCUAAGCCCAAACUGUAUUUUGGAAAAAUCCUCUUCCUCUUCCUGCUUGGUCCUGUCAGAGCCAACAGAAGGUCUCCUGCUGACCAGAGACCAGAACCCACUCCUGUCUUCAUCCUUUUGAAAAUAGUAGGUACAGUUUUAAAAAACCUUCUUGGGCCUCCCUUCCACGAGUUGAUGACCCCUCUGUGUGUGGCCUUUAAAGCAGCUAAUUCCUGUCACAGAAGUGCUCCUUUUCCACUUGUGCCUAUUUUCAUGGAUCAGGUUUUUAAAUCAUUUUGAUUUUUAAAAAUUUCUUAAAAAUCGAUAAAUUUUAUGUCCAUUUGAUUAGCUUAAGUAUUGAAGUACCUUUACAAACAUUUUAGAAAACCAUUAUACUUUGCUCUCUGCAUACUAUUAACUACUAUAUACUGUGAUAUAUUUUAAUUGCUAUUCCUACUUAAGUAGCAUGAGGGAUUCCUACCACACAGAGCUUGUGAUUGAGCUUGCGCAGACACCCAUGCUGAGCUCUCCGUGCAGAGGGAGGACGCUUAUGUUUGAUUAGUUUUGUGGGUUUUUUCUCAUAUAAAACAUUGAUGCCAAUAGAGGAAGUGGUCCACCCCUCUAGACCCCAGCUUCUUAUUGUGACAUCCUUCCUUUGGCCUGGGAAGCUUGGUGGUGACUUUUGCAACAUCUUGCUUAGAGGGUCUUGAUUCAGCUGGAGGCGCCUGGAAGGACAGCUCUCUGUCACACUAGCACUGCUGACACCUCCCCUGGGCCCAUGUGGAGUUCAUGACACUCCCUGUUCCUAAGCCUUGAGCCCAGCUGGGUUUUCUAGAGAUGUAUAGAGCACUUCCACAUGGACUCAAAUUGUAUUUACAUUUUAAAUUUAAAAUAAUGGUUUUUAUCUGUUUGGAGAAGUGGCUCACCCUACACUGAGGAUCAGGAAACCCUUUGUCCUGGUAAAAACACCUCGGACGUAGGAACCAAUGCCCUUGGUUUUCUAAGUUUCCCGUCCAGACACCAGCUGGCCUUUGCUUCUGUGCCUUGUAGUAAUCCAGUAAGCUAAAACUCAGUCACAGGGAGGGGCGGAGAAAAGCAAGCCUAUACGAAGGGGUGCUGGUGUGGAGGUUUCCACUCAUCCCCCUCUUCAGCCGUGUACAAUAAAGUUCGUGCCCUGUGACCCGA
Molecule: messenger RNA, 2710 nt
Organism: Grammomys surdaster
Lineage: Eukaryota; Metazoa; Chordata; Mammalia; Rodentia; Muridae
Gene: Stom
Product: stomatin
Exons: 7
Coding region: 33-887 (284 amino acids)
Cellular component (GO): plasma membrane
Source: RefSeq, a predicted model, not a curated record